GUUCUUGCAACAUGCUCUCAUAGGAUUGCGUGUACAGUUCUUCAUCGUGAUUCGAUGAACUGUUGUUUUUCUCUUCUUGCAUGAACGCAUCAGGGGUCGGUCAGAGAGAUUGAGGAUAUCAUGUUCGAGCGUCAAAAACUACCUCCAGAACAGGUAAAUUAUGAAUGAAUGAAGGGUCAAGUAGUUCAAGGGUCAAGUUUUUUGAAUAAGAACGAGAAGUAAUCGGUUCCCCGCGCCUGUUCGACUCCUGAGUUGUUCGCCGCGUUGUGAGACAUCGUUGCCAUGCUCUGUCAUCGGUUUUGAUCACUUUGUACUCGUACUCGUUUCCUCAUCUUGUCGUCCAACUAUUUUCUUGUCGAAGAGAGCUUAGUAUCACUACUUUCUUGUUAAAAUACAAUAUCAAAGUGCCAGUCUUUAUUCUAUUUAAACCCAUUAUAUCAUCUCGUACUCAUCCUGCCUAAAAAAAAAAGAGCAUUAAAAUCUAGAAGUACUUUGUGAGACCGGCAUGGAAAUAGAAAAAGUAAAACUUGUUCUCACUGGGACCGGGUGUAGUUGACGAAACAAAAACUGAAAGCCUCUCAAGAACAAACAAAACCUGAAAGCCUCUUAAGAACAAACAAAAACUGAAAGCCUUUCCUUUCCUCAAGAAAAUACACCAAAAACAAACAAAAUAUAGCUGGAGAUAUCUUGAGUAGGAGCUCUCGUGACGACUAAGACUAUCCACCAAACAAGGUUCACAAAAUGCACGCCACAGGAGGACAAGAUGCUUUCGACCGGAAGAGGUCGACGGGCCUCAAGGGGAAGGUCCAGGAUAUGGCCUACUCCCUUCAGAUGCAGAACGAGGAAAUCGGUAUCGAGAAAAAUCAGCUCGAAACGAUAAAGAGCGAAAACUUGAGCAGUUCGAACGGGUACAACUUGUUGAUGAGUUCCUUCAUCCUAUUCUUGUUCAAGUAUUGUUCGUUGUAGUUGUACAACUCACUCAACAUCAACAUGUUGAUAAUCUCAGACAAGUUCUGGUGAGCAUCAUUUGAAAAACGUUAGUCACGACCAUGAGAUUGAGAAGUGCUAUUCCUGCCAUCAACUUUUUUUGAUAUUGGUUUGUAUUACGUAGUCGUUGUUGUACAACUUUUCUUCAACAUGAUGGAGUUUGUUGCGAGAAUGAAGAAUCCUCCCGACCACAGACAAAACGUAAACAUGAUCUUCUAAAUCUAAAAAUUUCCACCACCAGGUUGCAAAACAAGCGUAAACAUCUUCUAAAUCUAAAAAUUUCCACCACCAGGUUGCAAGGUCAAUUGGGAGAUAUCAAGCGUUAUUUUGCCGCAGACGUGCAGCGAAUGGAGGAGGAGUUUCGAGUACAGGCUAACUUGCAGAAAAGUGAGAAUGUCCGACUCCAACAGCAGUUGACGACUUUGAAGUUACGCAUUACAGGAGAUACUUAAGUAAACACAUAACAGGAGAUACUUAUCAUGAUACAGGAGAUACAGGAGAUACAACUUAUCAUGAUACAGCCUACAGGAGAUACUUAACUAAUAACACCUACUGAUACAACUGAUUAAUAAAGACAUCCUCCUUGAAAGACAUAACAGGAUAUGAUAAAGGAGAUACUUAUAACUGAAUAUAGACAUCCUCUAAAGGAGAAGAAGUGUCAUGCCGUAUACGCUUACCUUGUCGCAGGUGAGCCAACUCCUAUCCUAGUAUCCUAUCCUACCCUACAACUUCAACCAGUUAGGACCUCUCAUCUUCUAUGAGCUAGGUGAUAGGCCUCUAAUGAACGGAGAAAAGACGUCAGUGCAUCAGCAAAUCAUCGCACUCCAAAGGCGCAUCGAGGAGAUCGAGGAAGAAAUUGGUCACGACUAAUCUUCGAGCGAAUCAUCGGGAAAAAGAGGAGAAGGAGGUAAGUACCUACAACUUUUUGUCAGUACUUUUUGGAGUUAACGAAAGAAAAUCGAUACUUGUCGGAUUCAAUGAGACAACUACAAGUGAAAUCUUCAUCUUCUUGAAGCUACAGGUAGCCUUGCUUCUUUCGAGACAUGUUGAAUAAAAACUAAAUUUUCUUGAAGCUACAGGUAUCCUUAGGGGGGCGGUCACGUUUCGAGACUGCUGCGCAAGUAUGAGCAAGGAUGGCCAGAGUAGUAGAUGUAGACGUGGGCAUAACAUCUUCGUCUUAGAUUUUGUGACUGCAGAAGUGCUAAUAAAGUAGUAGGUUGUUAUUUCAUUGACAUCAUUAUGACAUCCAGAUUUCCUUCCUAAACAAAACGAACACUAUUCAACAGCUGAACAAUAUCAAUAGAUAUUUCAACAUCAUCAUUUCUAUUAUAGUGGACCGACGUACAACAACAGGUAGUACUUACAUAAUAAUGAACAAGUUACAAGUAGUACCACGACAAUGAAUACGAUUUCCACAACAUCAACUGCACAGAUGAUACAGGAAAACAGGAACGGAAUCUGGGAAAUCGAAAUUGUAGUGGUAAAAUUAUAGGCGCAAACCGAACGACCGGUACAUGGAUAUUGUAAUUCUGUAUCAAAAGAAUCCAACUAGUACAACUAGAAGAGGCAGAAUGACGAUGACCAGUAGACGAAGAAUGAACAAGAAACAAGACGAAACCAUAGUGCGCUGAACCAUAAAUGUACUUGUAUAUUCAAGACUAGCAUUGUAGAAAUUCUUUCGAAGAUGAUGAUGUGGGGACGAU
Molecule: messenger RNA, 2690 nt
Organism: Amoebophrya sp. A25
Lineage: Eukaryota; Dinophyceae; Syndiniales; Amoebophryaceae
Source: the annotation of a GenBank genome assembly